AUGAGGUCCCACGCCCUCGCUCCCUUCACAUUCGAGCUCCUCCCGCUCGGCUCCGUACAGCCCCGGGGGUGGAUCCGCGAUCAACUGAAACUCUGCGCAGCUGGAUUGGGCGGCAAUCUGUACAAUUUUCACCGUUACGUUAAAGACACCAGCUGGCUUGGUGGUGAUGUCGAAUACAGUCCCUUGCGCGAGUCCGCUCCCUACUGGUACAAUUACAUCGUACCACUUGCCUAUAUCCUCGACGACGAUGACUUGAAGAAACAAGCCAACGAAUUCCUCCAACGCACCCUCAAGAACCAACAUGCAGAUGGAUGGAUCGGACCGGAACAUACAAAGCACGGCCGAGGAAUUUGGGCGCGAUGUCUUGUCAUGAUGGGCAUGGUUAAUCAUGCCCUUGCCGAUCCGUCCCAGUACGAUCGCAUUGUGGACUCACUGCUCCGUUUCACAAGACUUAUUAAUUCGAUGUUGAAGGACAAUUAUCAAGGUCUUAUUCCUCAUCCUGGUGAUGAGUUUGAUGAAUUUUGUAUUACGCGCGCGCAUGAGCUAUCUACGUCAUUGCAGUGGUUGUAUGAGCAGGUGAAAAACAAGCGGGACAAGGAAAUGAUUUGGGAAACAAUGGAUCUUGCUUGGGAGGCUACCCGUGUCGGUGACCGGGACUGGUCCAAGUUCUUUACCGAAGAGGAAUUUCCAAAGAAGCCAGCUGCUCCAGGGUCAACUCUCAUCAAACACGUGGUGAACGUAUCAGAGGCACUACGAUAUAUGCCACAGCUCUACCGGAUGAAUCAUGAUCAUGAGCUGAUUGCAAAGACCCGUCAAUCCGUGGAUAUGUCUUUCAAGUAUCACGGCACAACAUUUGGAGCACUUGCAGGUGAUGAAUUCUUGGCUGGUGUGCAUCCCAAACGGGGCGCGGAACUCUGUGGAACGGCAGAAUUGAUUUUCUCGCUUUCAUAUAUGUAUCGACUGUUUGGCGACAACAGCUAUGCCGACAGAGCCGAGCUUGCCACAUUCAAUGGGUUGCCAGCGGGUAUGACACCGGACUGGUGGGCUCACAAUUAUCUAACACAAAGUAAUGAAACCUGGGCGAGGAAUCUUGAGAACUGGCCAUUCUACAACUGUGGAGGACGCGCCCUGGUGUAUGGGCUAGAAGUGAAUUAUGCUAUGCCCAAAUUUGCAAUGAACGCUUUUGUUGCGAGUGCAGAUUUGAGGUCUAUAUCGCACCAGUUCCUCGUUCCAGCAGAAGUCACUGUUCCUGUCAAAGGAGAAAAGCCUAUACACAUCGUCAGCGAGACACACUAUCCGUUCGAUGAGAGGAUUACCUACAAGAUUGAGACUAGUCGGCCUUUCAACUUCUAUAUUCGUGUUCCAGAAUGGGCCACUAAAGGUACCACAGUGAACAAAACUCUUGACACUGAUGAAGUCAGAGAAGAAACAGUAGAAGUGGAUGCCAAUAGUCUUUAUAAGAUUGCUAUCUCACCGGGCAAGACUGCGUUUAGGAUUACACUGAAUGCUGAGAUUCGUGUUGUGCCGCGAGCGAACAAUGCCGUUGCCAUAUACCGAGGCGCACUCCUAUAUGCCAUGGAAAUUCCACACAAGGCCAAGGUCGGCCCGCCGACGCAUUUUGCCGAAUGGAAACCCUUGCCAGAUGCCGAUUACUCUUCCAAGCUCCGUGAUGUAGAAUACAUACCCGCAGCUGACUGGCAAGUAGCCAUUGAUCCCUCCCAAGCGCACUUUCACCGGUCGGAAGUGAAAGGCGAUCUGCCUAACCCUAUUUUUGAAUCUGGCGCACCGCCAGUCACUAUCAGUGUGGCCGGAACGAAGAUCUCGAACUGGAAACUAGAGGGCGACUGCGCAGGACUUCCACCGGCUGACCCAUCACCCACCGGUAAGCCUUUUACUGUGAAGUUGGUUCCAUUCGCAAGCGCAAAGCUGCACAUUUCGGAGUUUCCUGUGAGCAAGGCGACGCUGCAAUCGACGCAAUCAAAAAAGGAGAGCGGAUCCGACGCAAAGAUCGAGUGGGUUGGAUGCGACAUGGGCAGUUUGAAGCAGGUCAAGGAAGUAUUUACGAAGAUGAGGGAGAGGGAGGAGAGGCUCGAUUUGUUGGUGUUGUCAGCCGGCAUCAAUGCGAACCAAUACCGCGAAACGGACGAUAAGAUCGACUCCCAUUUCCAGAUCAACUGGCUCGGUCAGUUUUAUGCUGUCAAUCAGUUGUAUCCGCUCAUACGCAAGACGUCGAAAUUGCCCGAUACCCCAGCGCCCAGGAUCGUGUGGGAGUCCUCAGAACUACAUCGCCUGUCUCCAUCUGACGUCAAAUUCGAAUCGAAAGAGGAAAUCAAUAACCCCAAUAUUGGAAGUGCGGAGUUAUAUGCCCGUACAAAGUUGGCGAUUAUCCUGGGUGUAGAUUUUGGACUUGUGCAGAGGGUCAUCAAGCCUAAUCAUGAUAACGUCAACACAGCAAUGCAACAGCAAUGGAAAGAAGCCUACCCUGGCCUCCUCGGAAAACUCCUCACAACCACCAUGAUCGCAAUGAGUCGAGAUCCCGAACAAGGCUCCUACAGCGCACUGUAUGCCGCUGUCAGCCCCGAGGUCGAAGAAAAGGGUUGGAAUGGGCGUUACUUCACAGAUCCGGGUCAAUUGGGUCAGCGGUCAAAGCAGGCUUCUGAUCCGGUGUUGGGGGAUAAUCUCUGGAAACUGAGUGCGAAGUUGAUUCGGGAUGUUGUUGGUGAGGAUGCGAUGGUUGACUGGAAUUCAUCAUAA
Messenger RNA from Talaromyces amestolkiae, 2754 nucleotides. RefSeq lists its product as uncharacterized. The record is from RefSeq and is a predicted model, not a curated record. The transcript has 6 exons. The coding region runs from base 1 to 2754 and encodes 917 amino acids. Gene Ontology annotation, biological process: carbohydrate metabolic process. NCBI's taxonomy places the organism in Eukaryota, Fungi, Ascomycota, Eurotiomycetes, Eurotiales, Trichocomaceae.